AUGCCACUUUCUAAGAGAGCGUUUUUCGUGUUAGCUACCUCCACGAUAUGCAAUACGCUCAAGUUUUACUUGACGUCGAUCGAUCCAGCACGGGGCAUGACCCUCCGUACUUCUCAGUCGGGAGAGAAGGAAGGCACAAAAGCGUUCUGUUCUGGUUCCUCUACCUCCCGCGCUACGUCCUCCACUUCCUUAAAGGAGAGAGCUUAA
Plasmopara halstedii is the source of this 207-nucleotide messenger RNA. RefSeq lists its product as uncharacterized. The transcript has 2 exons. The record is from RefSeq and is a predicted model, not a curated record. The coding region runs from base 1 to 207 and encodes 68 amino acids. Lineage: Eukaryota; Oomycota; Peronosporomycetes; Peronosporales; Peronosporaceae.